Uncinocarpus reesii 1704 is the source of this 3105-nucleotide messenger RNA. RefSeq lists its product as uncharacterized. The transcript is spliced from 5 exons. The record is from RefSeq and is a predicted model, not a curated record. Gene Ontology annotation, biological process: transcription by RNA polymerase III. NCBI's taxonomy places the organism in Eukaryota, Fungi, Ascomycota, Eurotiomycetes, Onygenales, Onygenaceae. Bases 1 to 3105 code for a protein of 1034 amino acids. Gene Ontology annotation, molecular function: protein binding. Gene Ontology annotation, cellular component: transcription factor TFIIIC complex.
AUGGACGCUGAUUUCGCCUCUGAUCAAUCAGACAGCGAGGAGUCAAGCGGCAACGAUGAUUACGACGAGUUUGGGCGCCUCAAGCCCACGCGACGGUUUAACUCCAAUGAUGUAGACUCCGAUGAUACUAAUUUCCAGCCCUCACCAGAAGAAUCAUCCGACUCUGAGCCAUACGAAGCAACCGAGUUCAUUGACGAUGAAGCUGUUCUCUCAUCCAUCAAUAGGAUGGACAGACGGCAUCGUCGCCGGUAUGAUUCGGACGGUUUUGGCAUUCGAGGUGCUAGAGGCGUCAAGCGCGGUCCAAGGAAACCAUUGGAGCCAAGUGCAGAAUUCAAGGAACUGCACUCCGCUGCGACUUCAGCCUUUAUCGACUCCGACUAUGACCGCGCCAUUAUCCUCGUCAAGCAGGCUAUUCAGAUCAACCCUGAAAUGUUCGCAGCGCAUUCUUUACUUUCUGAAAUCUUUUUAGCCCAGGGUCAAAAGGAUAAAGCAAUGGCAGCACUGUUUAGUGGCGCCCAUACCAGACCCAAAGACCAAACGGUAUGGUUGAAAGUUGCAAAAAUGAUAUCGGACCAUGCCGGAGAUGACAAGUCGGCAGCACUCCAAGACGUGGUAUACUGCUAUAGCCGCGUCAUUGAUAUCGACCCAAAAAGAUAUGACAUCCGUUUCGACAGGGCUGCGAUAUAUCGCGAGCUUGGUCACAGUGGCAAGGCAGUACUGGAAUACGAAAGGCUUCUGAGGGAGCUUCCUCAUAAUACAAUAGCCUUGCGCCAGCUUGCUGAACUGUAUAUAGAUCUCAACGACGUCGAGAAAGCCAAGGCCCGUUAUGAUGAAGCCAUCGCGUACUAUUCCUCCCUGGAUACUUUAGAGGAAGCCGUAGACUUUGAUUGGUCAGACGUCAACAUUUACGUCGAACUACUUGGAUACCAGAAUAAACACUGGGAAGGGGUGCGCGCCCUUAGGGCUCUAUCUCGCUGGUUGCUUGGCCGAAAAAAUGAUAUCGAAUGGGAUGAAGUAUGGGAUGACGACCGGGAAUGGGAUGCUGAGGAUUUUCCUCGCCGCAUUGCUGCGCCAUGGUUCUCUCAGUCCAAAUACCCUGUCGAGUCGUACGGUAUCGGACUCCCCAUCGAUCUUCGUGUUAAGUUAGGUAUAUACCGAUUGAAAAUGGGUGUCGAAUUCAAGGACGAAGCAAUGUCUCAUUUUAUGUGGCUAUCUCCAGAAGAGACAGCACCUGGCGCAAGGCUAUACGACUAUGGCGACCUUUUUCGAGAAGCUGCUGAUGCCUUGAAGGAGGCUAGGCUUUAUCUGGAAGCCCUAUUAUUCUAUGCACCCCUUCAAUACACACAAGAAUAUGCCGAUACAAACCUUUUCAUGGCGAUGGCCGACUGUUAUUUAGCGUGUCAAAAUGAUUCUGAUGCUGAAGGUUGUCUCCUCACGGUGGUUGAAUAUGAUAAAACCAAUAUCGAAGCGAGGGUAACUUUGGCCAAGUUUUACGAGAGGCUAGGCAUGAUGGAUCAGGCUCUGAAAUAUGUGACAGAAGCAGUAGAACUUGGGCGUCAGGAGUCAAUACCGAUGCGCAAACGGAGAGCAAAUUUUGGCGCCCGAAUCGAGCAACUCGUGAAAGAGUUCCGUUCCAUAGAGUCUAGUGACGGUGCUCCGAGAGACAUGGAGCUAGAACUACCAAGGCUCUCCGAUCAAAUGGAGGCUGCCCCUAUAUCGUUCACUGGGGCAGCGCAGCUUCCAACCCUGAAAGAAUCCAGGCCAGAAGACAGAAUUGCGUCAGCACUUCAGACUGCGGAGCAUGUACGCUACCUAUAUUCGAAGUCACUUGAAAUGCGGCCUGCUAUGAGGGCUGGAGAUGAAGAACCAACGGAGGAUUGGUUAGAUAUCGUGGAGGCUUUAUUGAGAACAUUCCGGUCAAAUCGGGUUUUCUUUCCCUUGCAGAAACGAACGAUGUUCGCCGGAUAUUCAAAGGAAGCCUUGCGUAAAGCCGGGUCUGCCCAAAGGGUGGAUGUAUUAGAUGAGGUAGACGAGUUGGCAUCGCGUAUUCAGGCGGCGAUGGGCACUGCGGAAUUCGAUCCGGAUUUAAUUCCCACGGAUUAUCAUGGAAUUCCGUUCAAUGACUGGCUUGAUCUCUUUUUAGAGUACGCCCUUGUUCUAGCCGGCCAAGGUCACGCGCAAGAAGCAUAUGAUUCCUUGACAGCUGCGGCUGACGCGAACGUUUGGUAUCAUUCAAAAUCAAGCAGCCGCCAGAUUUAUGUUUGCUGGUUUGCUUGCGGUAUCAGACUCCAGGAUGAAGAAAUCCUUGCAAACAUCGCCAGGUGGUUCAUGAAAGAAUACCAGUUUGUCACUGAUGCGUACCGCCUUUUUGCGACUCUCAGCCGUCUCUGCGGAGACCCUCGAAAAUCCCUCUUCCACUCGUCCCCAAGCAUGAAAUUUAUACUCCGUCAAGUCAAAGCUAUUGACUACUCACUUGUUGAAGGCCCUUCCGCGGAUACCAGCCACCCACGCCCAACUUUUUUCGCCGAACGCCCCAGCCUCACAACGAAAGAUGAGGCAGGAAACCCCAUACCUGCCGAAGAUAUGGACGUCGCUUUGCUUGUGCUAUACGGCCACAUCCUAUACGCAGGAAAUAGUUUCACGAACGCGUUAAACUAUUUCCUCCGCGCUUAUGCACUGGACCCGAAGAAUCCCGCUGUCCUGCUCUCCGUUGGUCUCAGCUACAUCCACCAUUCGCUAAAGCGGCAGGCCGAUAACCGGCAUUAUUUGGUUAUGCAAGGGCUCUCGUUCAUGCAGGAAUAUCGUCGGGUUAGGGAGGUUAGCAGUGUUCCGCAGGAGAGGCAGGAAGUAGAGUUCAAUUCCGCAAGGGUGUGGCAUAUGUUGGGCUUGGCCCAUCUCGCGGUCAAAGACUAUGAAAAGUGCCUGGAGUUGGAUGCGGAGAUCCAGGCUGAGCGACAGAGGAAGAAAGAGAUAACUGGAAGUGAGGAUGGUGUGGAUGUGGAAGACUAUACGCACGAGGCGGCGUAUGCGUUGCAGUGCCUUUAUGCAUUUGGUGGGGAUAUGGUGAGCGCAAAAAGAGUGACGGAGAGAUGGUUGGUUAUCUGA